UUCCCCUUUUUAUUGCCGAGUCCACUGCCCCCUUGUGAGACUUGAUUUCUCUCUCUAUCUUCAUAAAUGGCCAGUGGACUCUCCUUUGAUUCAGAUCCCAUCAUAUUACUAUUUCCACAUAACCCCCUCACCCUCAUCAACUCUUUUUCCGACAACACUCCAAUUAUGGACGCCGCCGCCGCCGGCCACCCCUCCACCUCCACCUCCUCCCCGCCACCUCCACCCGCCACCACCAUCCAAUUCCCCCUCAACCUCACCCACCACCGCCCCGAUCAUAAUCACCCCAUCAACGAAAUGGAUUUCUUCAAAAAACACGAGGAUAAACACUCUUCAUCUUUCCCUCCUCUCGAUUCUAAAUCUCCUGCUACUGAUUUCGAUUUCAAUAUCAACACGGGUUUGCAUCUACAAACUGGCAACACGAGCAGUGAUCAGUCGGUGGUUGACGACGGAAUUUCUCCGAAUUCGGAAGAUAAACGAGCUAAAAACGAGUUAGCAGUGGUGCAAGCUGAACUGGAACGGAUGAACAUAGAGAAUCAACAAUUGAGAGAACUGUUGAAUCAAGUAACGGUCAAAUACAACACGCUUCAAACGCAUCUCGUCACGAUGAUGCAACAAAAUCAACCUGACGAAGAUCAUAAAACAACAGGUAACGAUGGUGGCGGAGGUAAAGGUGGAGGCGAGGUUAUGGUUGUUCCUAGACCGUUCAUGGAUCUAGGUUUAGCCGCUCCAGCCGCAGUUGAAACCGAUGAGAAUUCACAGUCGUCAUCGGAAGGAAGGAGUCAUGACGAACAUUCACGAUCACCAACGCUUGUUUCUAACAAUUUGAUCGAUCAAUCACGAGAAGAAAGCUCUGAACAUGGAUCUCAUGUCACUAGAGAUGCUUCAAAUAAGGUUCCUCGAUUGAGUUGUUCAAAGAACAACACGAACACAAACACUAACACUAACAUCGAUCAAGCUACUGAAGCAACGAUUAGGAAAGCUAGGGUUUCGGUUCGAGCUCGAUCAGAAGCUCCAAUGAUUGCGGAUGGCUGUCAAUGGAGGAAAUACGGACAAAAAAUGGCGAAAGGAAACCCAUGUCCACGAGCGUAUUACCGGUGCACGAUGGCCACCGGUUGUCCGGUUAGAAAACAAGUCCAAAGAUGUGCAGAAGAUAGAACAAUAUUAAUCACAACCUAUGAAGGUAACCACAAUCACCCGCUACCGCCUGCGGCCAUGGCGAUGGCAUCCACCACCUCUUCGGCCGCCAGGAUGCUACUAUCCGGAUCGAUGCCUAGUGCGGAUGGUCUCAUGAACUCUAAUUUCUUAGCGAGAACGUUUCUUUCGUGCUCUUCAAGCAUGGCAACAAUCUCCGCGUCAGCACCGUUCCCCACCGUCUCACUAGAUUUGACUCAAACUCCGAAUCCGUUACAAUUUAACCGCGGUGGUGGUGGUGGCGUUGGCGGUCAGUUUCAGCUGCCGUUUUCGAACAACCCGAAUCAAAACUUGCAGCAAAUAUUUGGUCAAGCGUUAUACAACCAGUCGAAAUUUUCGGGUUUGCAAAUGUCUCAGGAUAUGGAGGCGGGUGCCAGCUCACAGCUGUCGGCGUUGCACCACCAGGGUGCAUCGCCGACGGCUUUGGCUGACACUGUUACUGCUCUCACUGCUGAUCCGAAUUUCUCUGCCGCUCUAGCGGCAGCGAUAUCGUCAGUUUUUAGUGGCGGCGGUGGUGGCGGUGGCGGUAAUAAUGGCAAUGGAAAUGUCACUACCACCAACUGCAACAACAAUGGCAGCGCAACUACUAGCAACAAUAAUAGCCAUGCGAACAAUAAAGUCAACAACUCAAGUUUUCAACGCAAUUAAUUAACAAUAAUUAAGAGGGUUUAGUUUUUUUCUUCUUUUUUAAUUAUUUGGUUAUUAUUUUAUACAACACCUGUUUUUCUUUUGAAAUUUUGGGAUGUUUCUUUUUUAAAAGGAGUGGGGAUAAGUUAGAUUUUUUCAUUCUUUGUGGGUUGAAUAAAACAAGCAAACUCUUUAUUAGUAGUCUUAAUAUAAUAGUUGUUGUACAAAUAAAAACUUUUAUGUUUACUUA
Messenger RNA from Helianthus annuus (common sunflower), 2068 nucleotides. RefSeq names its product probable WRKY transcription factor 31. Gene Ontology annotation, molecular function: sequence-specific DNA binding; DNA-binding transcription factor activity. The transcript is spliced from 5 exons. Bases 67 to 1839 code for a protein of 590 amino acids. Gene Ontology annotation, biological process: regulation of DNA-templated transcription. NCBI's taxonomy places the organism in Eukaryota, Viridiplantae, Streptophyta, Magnoliopsida, Asterales, Asteraceae. The record is from RefSeq and is a predicted model, not a curated record.